AUGCAGAGGAUGAAAAGUGACGUUGUAGCUCUGCAGAAGCGGAUGCGAGAAGCCUUGCGCCGGAUUGGAGAGCUAGAGAGUGCUUCUACAUAUCAGAUGUCAGUGCAGAGGACAGGUGUUGGUGCAGCAGACAGCCGACCUUCUCUCAUAAAUAACGCACCGCCAAAUGAUACUUCCAUUCUCAAUCUGCCUGAUCUCCAUCCUGUAACCGUUCAACAAAGCUUCUCACCUCAGACCGCCCACGCCUCGACAAUCGCCGGCACUAUUAAGAAUGGCACGUUCUCUUCAGCUCCUAUCCAAACACUACGUGGUCUUCUCGCCAGACCACCUGAUGACAAUACCGAUACGACUCUGUCAUACCCAUCCCGCAAUCGUGAAGUCCAGAGCACUAGUACCCAUGACGGCUCCCAACGGAAUGACCCAAUUUCAAGAGGACUAUUGUCGACUGACGAAGCUCAGAGGUUGUUUGACAUAUUCUUUGAAGCCUGCCACGAACUUGCGCCGUGCUCUUGGAUAGCCGGCCAAAGGGAUGCUGAGAAGACAAGGGAGAAGAGCUCCUUCUUAUUUACCUCUAUUUGUCUGAUCGGAGCUCGAAUCCGAUCUACACACAAUUGGCUACAUCCUCGGUACCCAUCCCUAGUAUCACUCUUCGAUGAACACAUACAACUCCUUCUUCUCCACCCCAGUUCAAGAGACUUCACUCCUGAAGCCGUUCAGUCCCUUCUGCUGUCCAUACAAUGGCCUGCCGUCGAUAUCGAUGUGUCCUCCACCUCUACUAGCACGUCCACACCAAAAAGCCGGUUCACAGACUCGUACGCUUGGCUGAUGAUUGGCCUAGCGACCCGCUUUGCAAAGUACAUCGCUCUGGAAGAGGUGACUCACGUGGACUUUGGGGAUCCCCGCCUAGAUGAGGAGAAGCUGCAAAAGAUGAGGGUGUGGCUCAAUCUGAUUUCCGUUGAUAGGCAAUAUCCUAGUCUGACACUCACAGCGGGUCUUCCAGCGACACUGGUUGCCCCACCAACAUCCGUACUUCGCGCCUUCGGAUCCCACCCUAAAGCCCAGUCGGGGGAUCUGAAAUUAGCUGGACUAGCAGAACUCGUAGCGAUUGUUCAUCGCGCCUCGAUCUCAUGCGGUGAUGUAAGUUUGAAGAAACUAGAUAGCAUCACCUUGAGCGUAGCAAAUGCGGAACUGGACAGCUGGGAGAGGGAAUGGAAUGCUAUAUUCAGUGGCAGCGGUGCCGAUCCCACCUUCAAACAGCAGAUGCCAUUCACAGCGCUGAGAUGGUAUCGACUAGCUCUAAAUGCCCUACCAAUAGGUGUCGAACUAGGUGAUAUCGAGAAAGGCACGAUGUCACCUACACCAGCUGCACUCAAGGCAGGAGUGGACGCCGCAUUCAGGCUCUUAUGGCAAUACUCUACAGACGCCGUAGGAGAGCGCCCUGAGAGGCUGACAGCUAUGGUUGACGGCUCAAAGUAUACGAUGAACUUUACUGCACUCUCCUCCUUCAUGUUCGCUGUGGACUCCUACUGGAUCACUCAUGCUUACGCGGCAGUGUUCUUGGUUCUGGUAUAUGACCGAGGAUGCAUCGAUGCCAAUCUUAACGCCUACUCAUUCACUCAAUCCGGCCCACCUCCUCCGGUCCCAAACUCAUCCCCCCUUUAUCGAAUAAUCUCUUUCGCUGCAUCUUUAUUCGACGGAAUUUGCCAAGGAGCUGCUCACCAUCCAUCAAUGCAGUAUCGCUCGAUCGUAGCAAACGCUCUUAAUACCCUCGAGCAGUACCAGCUAGCCAGGGAGGAGAGCUCCAUGGUACCAGUGGCGGAUGGGAUUGACGAGAUGCUGAAUGCGUUGUUUGAUCCUGGACAGGACUGGGCUUUCUUGAGAGAUAUGGGGUAUUCGCAAUGA
Molecule: messenger RNA, 1902 nt
Organism: Kwoniella botswanensis
Lineage: Eukaryota; Fungi; Basidiomycota; Tremellomycetes; Tremellales; Cryptococcaceae
Exons: 10
Coding region: 1-1902 (633 amino acids)
Biological process (GO): regulation of DNA-templated transcription
Cellular component (GO): nucleus
Molecular function (GO): DNA-binding transcription factor activity, RNA polymerase II-specific; transcription cis-regulatory region binding
Source: RefSeq, a predicted model, not a curated record